UUUCUCACCAAUUUUCUUCCUCAAAACCACGCAUCAUUUUCCUUACUCUCCAAAAAAAAACUACUUUUCUCCCGGUGCAGCAAUACACCUGUUGAUUGGCUCCUUUUAAUAGGGCAUUGUUUCUAAUUGAUCUCCAGAUGUGGUUCCAUCAGGACACCUUCAGGACGUCCGCUGAAGAACUUGAGAAAGACCUGCGUCAUCCCACUUUAAAAUUGAAUCAAGUCGAGUAUUUCGCACCGCCUUUGGCGUAUAAACAUCGGCUCAUUCUCGGUGAUUUCACUUUUUAGAUUUAGUCACAAACGAUCGUUUCGCGCGAUCGAGUCAUUAGCGGAUUCUGUUGUUUCGUUCCGUCGAUUAUUCCAUAGCGGACGUGUUAAAUGAAAACGAUCGUGCCGUGUCUUAAUCGUCCUGAUCAGGACGAUAAACGACGAGGUAGCGCGAAGGAUUGCAGUUCAAUUUUUCUGUUGUGUUAGUUUGUAUUUUAGUGAUUUCGAUGUGUAGGAGCGUUCCGUUUGCAUUUGAAUUCUGUAUUUUUCUUGUAUUUGUCGGAAUUGCACGUGGGUAGCGGUUCUAGGAUACUUAAUAGUAAACUCGUUGGGUUGACACUGCCAAUUUCGCUACUCUCGUUCAAUUAAAAUAAAAUUUAAAAUGCGCCGAUCGAGGAAAAAACGUUCAUAAUUUAGACUAGAAAAAAACGGAAAUGCUGGACUUGGUGAAACGCGUCGGUGCCGUCGCCGGCGCCGGUCCGCCUUACGUGAAUUUGCGGAAAAAGGACAAGCCUUCGAAAAAGGCGGGCGUUCUGUCGCGACCGCGCAGCUUAUUGUGCACCAGGAACACCGAGGAUCUAUACGGAAAUGGCAUGCAGAGGCAGAGCAACACUUGGAAGUUCCAUCGCCCCAGGUCCACCACUUCUCUCAGUGAUGUAUCCGCAGCGACCCCCGUGACUCAAGGCUCGCCGAUCAGGUGCGCCUUAUCUAGAAACAACAUGGAAAGUCCGAAGAAGUCCCCGCAGAACAGUCCAGCGACCGGCGACAAGGCCACCGUAAAAGUGCAUUUACCCAAUGGCGGAUUUAACGUCGUCAGGUAUGGCGAUAAUGUCGAAAUUAAAGGCAUUAUUCAAACGGUAACCGAGAGAUUAUCGACAGGAGAGAGAUAUUAUAAUGGACUUUAUGCAAUGAGAUUAUCCAGGCCGCCCUCAACUGAAAUGCAUUGGUUACAUCAGGACACUACUAUGCAACAAAUUCACGAAAAAUACCUAAAAAAGCAUCCUAACUCAGAAUGGAGGUAUGAUCUCCGAAUAAGAUAUUUACCCACUAGUCUUAGGGAACUGUACGAUAAGGACAAAGUAACUUUCCAUUACUAUUUCGAUCAAGUGAGAAGUGAUUACCAUCUAGAAUUACAUAAAAAAAUAGAUCAAGACACGGCCAUCCAGCUGUGUUGCUUAGAAAUUAGGAAAUACUUCAAAGACAUGCCUCAAAACGUUCUGGAGAAGAAAUCUAGUUUCGAAUAUUUAGAAAGGGAAGGAAUGCAAAAGUUCAUACCGAACAGCGUGCUGGAAAAAAUGAAAUCGAAGUCGCUAAGGAAGAACAUUCAGAUGCAGUUCAAGAAGUUCGCCCAACUGUCCGACGUCGAAAGCAUGUUCAAAUAUUUGGAAAUAUUGAAAUGCCACACUAAUUACGAUCAGGAAAGGUUCAGGGUUGAUUUCGGAGCUAGUUUUACCGUGCCAGUCGAAUUAGUCAUUGGUCCGGAUAUCGGUAUAUCUCAUACCAACGGACAAGUUUCGACGACUAAGAAGAUCGCGGAUUUCGAUCAAAUCCAAGCCAUCCAAACUCUAGUCAGCGAUUGCGAGGAGCACACCAAGGCGACCUUGCAACUCAAAGUGGCCGGUACUCAGGAAGUGUUGUUCUUCACAUGUACCAAUUUGGACGUGGCCGAAAGUUUGGCGGAUUUGAUCGACGGUUAUUGCAGACUACAUUCCAAUACAUCGGCCUCCAUAUGGAACAAGAAAGCUACUGUUUGGAAACAGUUUCCUUGUCCGUGUAAAGAUUCGAAAGAUUUGAAUCCGGUAAAACCUCACAGGUCGAGUAAAGAUAGCUAUUCGAACCCGACGGGCACCAUGCUGUCGGAGGAUUACGCGGAGAUCGUGGAAGAAGGCGAUUACUCAAUACCAGCCGUCAAGAAUUACGAAUUGAAUCGCAACCAAAUAGAACUGCAGGAGAUACUGGGCGAAGGCCAGUUCGGCGACGUCCACAAAGGAAUCGUGAAAACUAAAGACAACCUCCUUAUACCUGUAGCAGUCAAAACGUGCAAAGGAGACGCCGACGCCGCUACUACAGAAAAGUUUUUAGAAGAAGCGUACAUUAUGCAAAAAUUCGACCAUCAGCACAUCAUAAAACUCAUCGGCGUGUGUUCGGAAUCUCCCGUUUGGAUCGUGAUGGAGCUCGCGAAGAUGGGCGAAUUGCGCUCCUAUCUCCAAAAGAACAAGAACCGCUUGGACUUGGCCACGCUCCUGCUCUACGCCUACCAAUUGUCCACGGCUCUGAGCUACUUGGAAUCGAAGAAGUACGUUCACCGAGACAUAGCCGCCAGGAACGUGCUCGUCAGCACCGACAAGUGCGUCAAACUGGCCGAUUUCGGCCUUUCGAGAUGGAUGGGCGACGAUCAGAGCUACUACAAGGCGUCGAAGGGAAAGCUGCCGAUCAAAUGGAUGAGUCCGGAGAGCAUCAAUUUCAGGAGAUUCACGACCGCCAGCGACGUGUGGAUGUUCGGCGUGUGCAUUUGGGAGAUUCUAAUGUUAGGCGUUAAGCCAUUCCAAGGCGUGAAGAACAACGACGUGAUUGGUAAAAUCGAGAACGGCGAGCGGUUGGCUUUGCCGCCCGAUUGCCCGCCUCGCCUCUACUCGCUCAUGUCCCAAUGUUGGGCGUACGAGCCGAGCAAGAGGCCGAGCUUUAAGGACAUCAAGGAAAUCCUUCAAGAGAUCCUCUACGAGGAGAAGAGCGUCCAGCAGGACACGCUGAGAAGGGAGAACAGGAAAAUGGCCGCGAUGUCUUGGGGACCAACGGACGAUUUCAUUCCGCCGAAGCCCAACCGACACCCCAUGCAAGGUGUAGAUCCGUUGACGUUCCAAAGCGACGGCCCGCCCGGUUUGAUCCCCCAAACGUACAUCAUAGCUCAAAAUCCGGAAGUCCUGGCUCACCUAAUGAAAGAGAACGAAACGAGAGGCUGCAAUCCGGCUGGCUACACGACACCGGCCUCGGUAUUUAACACUGUAGCAGUUAACUUCGAAAAGAAAGAUUGUUCCGAUCCCAUCCUAAUCACGAAACCCAUCCCGAUGCAAAACCUCCAGAAACUCGAUCCGGAGGUGUUCGAAAAUUCGAAGGGCGCCGACAAGAAGACCGGCACGCUCGAACGGACCCCGUCCCGUUCGAGCGCCGGCAGCGCCACCCCGAAAAUGGGCUCUCUGGAAAGGCGAAGCGCCGAGAGCUCGGAUUCGCCGAGGUUCGGCAAUUCGUUGGAGCGCAGCGCAACGCCCCACAGCGCUUCGGGCGUGUUCAGCCCGAAAUUGGGUUCGUUAGAGCGCAAAUCUCGAACGUCCUCGCCCAAUUUGGGAUCGUUGGAGCGCCAAAGCAAGCUGCCGCCCUCGAAAAUGGGAUCUUUGGAUCGGAGUAUCGUUACCUCUCACACCCCACCGCUCGUCCCUGUACAAUCCCAAGCGGGCGGUUACGACGUAGAUAGCAUUCCGCCCUACCAUCCCCAUCCCGUAGUGUAUCACUUUAGCGAGAAACCCGUCGAGAUGCAACAUUUCGAAGAAAGCAUUUACGAUUUCGGUGGGGCGGACGUUAAGAGUUGCGCCCACAAACGGCAAUUUUUCGUGCAAAAGGCGACGGCCCAGCCUGUAUCGUCUCUCUACGGGGACCAGUUGCUAUUCGAAAACAACAGAUACGACAACUCGACGAACUUCAACGCUGUGCUCAGGCAAAAAUUGAAACAACAACAAAUGGAGUCCGAGGAGGAUUCCAAGUGGUUGGCCGAGUCCGAGACGCAUUUGAAACGAUUGAGCAUAACCCAAGAACAGGACACGACCGAGAGCACGUUAACGUCGCCGCCGACGAGCCCGAGUUACAUCAGCCCGGCCCCCUAUCAGCCGGCCUCCAACACGGCCUCGUCCCACGGCAGCAAAGGCAACGGCAUGCACAGCAGCACGGGCUCGAUGAGCAGCAGCCAAAGCCACUCGCCGCUCGGUUCGCUCAACAGCACCUUGAGGAGCACCAAGAGCGACGAGCGGCGAGACGACGCGCCCCAAAGCGGAUCUGUGAUAGAGGAAUCCGAAAAGAAGGAACCGGGCCCGGUGCCGACGGCGAACUUGGACCGGACCCACGAUCGCGUCUACGAAUGCACGACGGACGUGGUGCGAGCCGUGAUGGCCUUGUCGCAGGGCGUGCAGCAGUCCAUCGCCGAUCAGUAUCUCGAUCUAGUCAAGAAGGUGGGCGUCGAGCUGAGGUCGCUGUUGGCGAGCGUCGACGAAAUCGUGUCGGCUUUUCCUAUGCAAGCGCAGAGGGAGGUCGAAAUGGCGCACAAGGUUCUCUCCAAGGACAUGGCGGAAUUGGUGAACGCCAUGAAGCUGGCCCAACAGUACAGCCAUACUACCCUAGAUGCUGAAUAUAGAAAGGGAAUGCUUGGGGCCGCUCACGUCCUAGCCAUGGACUCGAAGAACCUGCUCGACGUUGUGGACUCCAUCCGGAUCAAGCAUCCGCACAUCAACCAGCAGAUUUUCAAGUCGAACGAUUCCUUGCCGGAAUCGGAUCGACAGCUCGACGUGCCGGAGGAACGGACUCCUACGGAUAAUCCCGUGCUCUAUCCGACGUCCCUCUCGCCUACGCCUGUCCCUUGUACGUUCGUGCAAAUGCCGCUGUAUACCAAUAACAUCCAGUCGGCGUCGUCGUCUAGCCUGAGCGCUAAGAUUUUAGAUAGUUAAUUUUAUUGAAUAGGUUUUUAUUGCGUUUUAAUAGGUAUCCGUCGCGUCUCGAACGGCUAGUGUACGAUUGUAUGAGACUAAGGAACAGUUUAUUUUAUUUAUUAGUUCUUCCUGGAAUGUAGCGCUGAUGGAAUGUAGGAGGUUGUGUUUCCAAAUGAUAGAUGUGUAUUAUAUAAUGUACGUUCAUUUUUGCUUUAUUGCACUGCCCUUAUUCGAUGAUCGUACAUAAUUUUUAUGAUAUUCGAAAAGAGCCAUCGUUUUGAUAGCUAUGCCAUAAUUUGUAUUAACUCGGUCAAAAUCGAAAAAUUUAACGUUCGCAUGAAAUAUAUCUUAAAAAAAUUAAAUUUAUUUAUAUGUAUUAUGAUUAUUACAAUAAAAAAGUAUAUGCUGAAGGAAUAGCUUAAAGGAAUUGUAUAAACAAAUAUAUAGAUGUUAUUUAUUGUGAAGAAAACAUGCCGUCGUUUAAUAUCCAUUUCUAUAUCUGUUAACGUUCAAUUUUAAGAAAUAUACUACUCCAUAUAAAGCGUACUAGAAAAGUAUGUAGCUAAAAUUAAGUUACCAAGUACGUUACCAAUUCUAUCAUCACAGAAUUAUUGUACGUAUACAUACAUAAUGGUACAUUUCAGUUUGCAAUAUGGUCAUUUCUAUGAGUUGAACAAAGAAAGAUUAUUAAAAUACCUAACAGUUGUUAGAGUGAAAAGUUGCAAUGACACAAUAUCACUCUUUUUUCCUUUAUGUCUAAUGGAAGUUGUCUUUAUCGGACCCAUAGACUUAAUAACCUAUAUUGCAAACAAAAAUGAAUCAACCUGUAUAUCAUUAUUUACACUCUUAAUUCAUAGUACGGCAGAUAAAACAAAUUCACUGUUGAUUUCGCAAUAGAUUAGUAGAAAUGCUCAUUUUUAUUCCUACUAUUUAUAAAUUUAUAAGUUAACCGAUUUUUAAGACUGGUCCAAUUUUAAUUUCUAUUCAUAAUUACAUGUUAAUAAUGAAGCAGCUUAUUUGCUAGUGAUAUUGUCUAAAAUUUUUAUCGAUACUAUGACUUUUUAUUGUACAUAAAUUUAAAUAUUAUUCAUGUGCGAAUUAUUUUCUGGGAUUAUUUCAUAUUCAUGCACAUUUUUCUUCUAAAAUCUCGUGUAGCACGAUUUUAUUUAAUACAUAUUCAGAAGUUCGAUGCAUUAUUAAAAUGAAAGGCAUUGCGAAUAUAGGAAAAAUUAUUUUGUAUAUUUUUUUUAUAUAUUUAUAUGUUGUUCGAUUCUUGUUUUCAGCUUUACGAAGUAAAGAUUUUAUGAAUGAUAUUUUUUACUUUACAUUAGCAAAAUUAACCUUUUCCUCUUAAAAUUAAUGAGAUAUUAAAUAUAAUGCAAAUUGACACAUUUCCUGUUUCAGAUUUCUGGAAAGUCUUAUUCUAAUAAGAAAAGGUGUCUAAUUUUUUAAGUAGCUUAUUCUUAUUAAUUUACAAUCAUCAGAGUACUGUAUUGAAAUUUCUCUAACCGUAAAAAACGAAUAAUUAAAAAUUUUAUAAGGACACAGAAGUAAUCUAUAACUUUAAUGUAAAAAAGGUACAAAUACACUCGAUAAACAAAUUAAAUGAAUGAAUUAUUAAAUAACCGAUAUUAUUUCAUUCUUUCUUUUCUUUAUCGCUAUCUUUUAUUGUUUCUCCCUCUUUAAAAACGCUGAAUGAAACAAUCCAGAAGCACAACCAAUUAGGUAUGAAAAUAUUCGUUAUCACUCCGUAUAACCAAUUACCGUAUAUCAUAGAAUCAACAAUACUAAAGAUGAUGGAUUGCAUGGUAGCAUCCCACCCUCUAAAUAAGAUCACAUCCAAAUUUUCUUCGGGAAAUAAAUAGUAGGUAUUAAUCAUUACAAUACAUACCAAAAUGUUCAACGGAUGAAUUAGAAACCAUAGAAACCUUUGAAAAUAUGAGCAUACC
This is a messenger RNA of Phyllotreta striolata, 6906 nucleotides long. The record is from the annotation of a GenBank genome assembly. NCBI's taxonomy places the organism in Eukaryota, Metazoa, Arthropoda, Insecta, Coleoptera, Chrysomelidae.